AGGCUACCCUGCCGAAGUCCCUCAUGAGGGGAUGAGAUGGGUUUGCCAACUUCUACUUCUUCUACUCGUUUUCCUUCAAGAAAAUCAGAACGGAACCACAUCCCACAAUAAUGAAGGUUUUUUCCCAAUCCACAAGCAAUUUUGUUUGUUCAAGAAUGGAGAGACUCCCGUUAGGGAAGAUGAAGGUUUCACCUUGUGGGACUAUCUUUUCACCUGGGUGUCUCAAUGCAACUGGAAAUUGGUCCUCUUUAUGGGUUUUUGGGGGAUUCUUUUGGAGAUAGUCCUCUUGGAAGUUUUCACAUCCUUUAUGACGAGGCCCGGACUUCAACCGCAAGGCCAACUGACAGCUUUUCACUGGGUGGGUGAAGAAGUUCCCGAGACAUCCCCAAGAAAAGUUUCAGGGUCCAAACCUCGGAAACGUUCGAGAAGCAGAAGCUUCAGACAUUUUGGAACCAUUUCGGAGAAUGACGACGUACCCUGUUACACAGAAUACUCCUACCAAGACAUCACUCCAGCCUUACCUGGAAGAGGGGAAUCCGUAGAUAGAAGCAGCACCAUUCCAGCUUCAUCUGGAAGAAGAGACUCUAUGGAUAGAGGCAAUAUCAUUCCAAUCUCACCCAGAAGAGACUCUACAGACAGAGGCAAUAUCUUCCCAGCUUCACCUGGAAGAAGAGACUCUGCAGAUAGAAGCAACACCAUUCCAGCUUCGCUUGGAAGAAGGGAAUCUGCAGAGAGCUCCAAUUUCUUUCCAGUUCCACCUGUGAGGAGGUGGUCACUGGCUAGAGGCAACAUCGCCACAACAUCCCUGGCAAGAAGGGAUUCAAUGGGUUGUCAGUUCAAUUAUCCUUUUUCCAGUGGGGCUCCGAGGACUUCCUCCAUGUUCCAUUCGGAACUCCGGGAACACCCUCCUUGCCAGAGGCAUUUAGCCCCACGUGAAUGUGAAAUUAUUCCAUUUUCACAAAGAAAGACAACGUCAAUUCUCAAAACACCAAACCCCAAAAAACAUAGGAAUGUUCGGUUUUCUUCCACUUGCCCAUAUACCUGCGUGAGGAGCAGAACACCGGCUUCGGAAAACCGAGAGGGAACUUACUUCCUAUGUCCUCCUGCCCUUUUACGUUUUCCCAAUAACCGAGUUCAGCUUCUGGGAGAGAAUAUUAAACGUCAGAUUUUACCCAAACUCCCUGUUUCGUUGAAGAAAAGAGUUGUGCUUCAACAGUUAAAACCCGAUUUGCAGCGCGAAAUGCCUCUGAGCGGAGCGGAAAACUGUAGUUACAGCAAAGCUGAGGAGACACCUUUAAUUGUUGAGAAUUCUUCCGGGGAGAAAAAGGAAAAGCCUUCUGAUGGCAAAACAGAGGAAACCCUCUCAAAAGCUGAGAAAUCUUCCAGUGAGGGGAAAGAACCCAAAGGCUUGGCUCGCAAGGACCAAGAGUCACCGCAAAGCUCCUCUCUGGAUAAAAAUCAGCCACCACCUUCCGGUGACAAACAGAAAAAUAAUAUCCUAGAACCAGCGACCCGCAAGCCAAUCCUGAAGUCCGCGUCACCUAAAAUGACAAAGCGGAAAGUAAAAGAUGAUCCCCAAGUGAAAAGCACAGAGAAUUCAGCUUUAUCUAGUGAACAACGCCUGGGGAAGGUGGUGAUUUCUCAAGGGAAUUGGGAAAUUACCACAGAAGCAGAAACGUCUCCGCCAAAGGAUCUGUCCCCUGCUCCACAGGGCCAAACGAUGCUUUCUACUGACAAGGUAAGAGAAAUGCAAGUCUCUACAUCAAUCAAGGAGAAAAACCUGAAGGUGACGUGUUCCCUGAAGAUGCAUGAAAGAAAGUCUGAAGCUGUACACUUAAGAUCAACCCAAUUUCCAAAGACACGCAAUCCCCAGAAUCCUACCCCUGAGAGCCAAAACGACCUCAAUAUGCACACUGGGGAAAAAACCCUAGAAACAAGGCAGGGUUUGAAGCCUGAAACAGUCAAUCAAUCUCACCAGAAAGUCCAUUCUUUCCAGAAACAGCCAGUUCCAGAAGAGGAAGGCACGUCUAAGGAUCAUACGUCUGCCAAGGGCGGAAAUCAGAAUUUUAGAUCCAAGGAAGAGAUGCAGCCUUCAGAGCUGAAUUUACAACACGAGCAUCCCACCUCCCUCUUGAGCUAUCCUACCACCAUUUUAAAACCCCUUCAAGAAGUCACUUCACAGGUUCCGGCUUCCUCCCAAGGCUCCGAUCCCGGGGCAGCCGAGGGAGCGAAAGCCAAAGCCAGCCAAACCGAAACGGUGUCUGCUCCAAAAAAAGUCAGAGAGACAUUAGAAUCGCAAGGCAGCGAAAAACAAACGCCUCGCCGAUCGGGUUUGUCAACCCAGGCCCUGCACUCGAGCCGGACCCACAGGCCCGGUUCUCUGGGAUUCAGAGAAAGGCAUGAUAAGAAGAAAGCAGACAAAGGGUUACAAAGCACGGUCAGUUCAGUUUUCCCAGAUGGCAAAACUGAAAAGGGCCUGGAAUGCCGCCCGAGAAAGAGGACGACUCCUGAGAAACAAGGAAUUGUAAAACAAGAAGGAGAAACUCCAAGCAAAUCCCCAUCCCCAUCCUCAGAGUCGGGUCCUGUCACAGGCAAGGAAACAGUGAUUGUCAAAAAAUUAGACAUCACGCAUCACCGCACUACCCAGAAGCACUCUGUGGCCAUCAAAAUGCAUUUACUAUUAAAUCCCAACUCUUCGGUGACUCAUACUGAGACCAGGGAGAUUCCACAAGCUUGUGCUCUCCGCAAACUUUCCCCCGAAGAGCUGAACAAGCUCACUAUGUCCCUGGGAGUGAAAACGCUAGAAAUGAAAAGGAAAACAAUUCCCGAAACAGUAUGGGAAUCUUUCAAAACAGUGUACGGCUGCGGCAGAAAGGAGACUCAGCCCUCAGAGAUUCGGCUCAAGAGUCAAGUCUCAAAAUCAAGCGAUCAGUCCUGGCCAUCGAUGGAGGAGAAGAUGGAGAAGGCUCUCCAUCCAGAAGACCUCGAUAUAAAACACAAACGCCUGUUGGAGAGUCCCGUUGAAAAUUUGCUCUCCCCGGUGACUCAAGAGCUUGAAAUUAACAACACCCAAGAAACUAGAGGUGAGGGGAAAGCUGAAACUUCGGUUUUUCCUCUCGACGCAAGGGAACAGUUAGAACAACGUAUCUAUGAAAUUCCACCAUCAAUGCAAGCGUUAAUAAAGACUCUUAUUGCUCCCGAUUUUCACUCUGAGUUCCCUUUAAUGUCGACAGAGUCCUCGAGAUCCGAACAACCGGAAACAUCUUCCACAAUGAGUGCCGAAACUGUUCCGCCUCAUGACGUAAUCUCUAAUACGACCGAUUCCCCUCCUCUGCCCGAAAAAUCCCCACCUCUUCCAAAGAAGAAAGAAAAGAAUUUGAAAGUCCAUUUCCAGAUGUCGGAGCUGGAAGAGAGGGACUUAAAUCAGAAAGAGAAAACCAUUCCACACGUUCAGGAGAGGGAACAGGAAAAUACUCAGAAGUCCGUUCCCUUACAAAAAUCUCCACCUCCUUCUGAGGAGGUAUCGGACAAAUCUGAAAUGUCCGUCGAGAAGUCAGGAGUGGAGUGUGAGUGCUAUGAAUUACAGAGAUAUGAGUCCUUUCCAGUAUAUGCUGAUCUCCAUAGGUGUCCGUGUGAAAUGGAUCUCAGAACCCACUCUGGAUUUCAAAGAUGUAGGAUGACAGAAAAACCGUCUCCUACCGAAAAAGCGGGGACCACGCCAAACCCAGAUUCGGUACCAACACAUCCGGGUCGCCGACAUAUCCGAGGCUGCGAGAGGCACAGCCUCUGUGCCGUCUCACCCUCCAACAACCCCCACCAAACCAGGAAAAUGAAAUCCCCAAUCCACAAAAGCCAGUCCCAUCAUCGAGCAUCUGAUCGGUCAGUGAGGAGUUCAGAUGGGUCAACCGGGCCCCAUUCAGUAUUUUCUCCAAAAACAGAUAGGGGAGCGAGCCAGCCUCCGUUACCUGAGUCGACCGACGAACCCCUAGAUGAAAAGCAAGGACAGUUUCCUUCACCUCCAAGAAACCAAAAGAAAAAGAAACCUCCAGCUCAGUUACCUGGGAAGAGCAACAAAUAUCUGGACUAUAUGUGCAAUUAUGAGGAGGUUGCCGAGAUGCAGAGGAGGAGGAGGAAGAAGAAAGAGGUGAACGCCAAACUGGACACACCGGAGGUCUCUCGAUCGAGGGAACCCGAAUCGGCAGCAGCGAUCCAGCAAGAAGAUGCUAAUUUCAUUUCCCGGUUCACACUCAAAAAGCCCUUUUUUUACAUCUGCACACCAGCGGGUUCACCGGGUGCCAGACACAAUACCAUUCGCUGGAACAUCCCUCGAAGUAUCUUGAGUCAGAGCGGAUUCCGUACACCUUUAAUCGCCAGGUUUUCAGAUUCCUGGAACAUGUGGAGGUCCCCUAAGAAGUUAACGAAGUCAUUGUCCGCAUCCUUUGGUUCAGAUUCACCCUGCCAUCAGUGACGAUAUUCCGAGAGCCUCUCUAGACUAAGCUGCAGGUUAGGAUCCGGGAGAUGAGCGAAAUAGCAGAGAUGAAAAAGCAGCAGCCAUCUGUCAACUCAGUCAAGCAAUAAACUGGAGUAAGAUCCAGCUCUU
This is a messenger RNA of Tachyglossus aculeatus (Australian echidna), 4600 nucleotides long. It is a transcript of the gene LRTM3, whose product is annotated as coiled-coil domain containing 168. Lineage: Eukaryota; Metazoa; Chordata; Mammalia; Monotremata; Tachyglossidae. The transcript has 4 exons. The record is from RefSeq and is a predicted model, not a curated record. Bases 32 to 4468 code for a protein of 1478 amino acids.